AUGUCAGGUGACCAACGAGUCCACCCCGGCGAAUCCUCACCCGCUAGGUUCCCCGCCUCGGGGGAACACCCCCCGCAGGACGGAGCCCGCGACGAACGCCCCGCAGCGGUAGCAGAACGCUACUGGCAACUGUUCAAUGACCCAGGCUUGACGCCUCCCGACGGCGCACCUGCUGGCCUGCCAUCAGUAUCACCCGAGGCUUUCCAUGACCUCGCCCAUCAGGUCCGGACCCUGACCGGCAUGAUCCAGACCAUCAUCCCGAUCGUCUCCCAAUGGACCCCCUCGCCACAACAGGAGACCCCUGUCCAGACUCACGUACCACUCCCUGAGCUCCUCGUCUCACCUCGGAACCCCGCAACUCGGCCGGGGAGCCGAGAAGCGGAAAACACGCCGAGUCGACCCGAGCCCGACGCUCCGACCGCCGACUCGACUAAUGCCCUACGGGCUCAUCUGCGCCUUGUCAGUCAAAGGCUCGACGAGGUACAACAGGAAGUCCGUAAGUCAAAAGGAGAGCUCGGGGUGGACGGACGUCAAGGAUCUCCGUUCACCCCCGAGAUACAAGAGCAGGCGAUCCCGUCGCACUUCCGCCUUCCCUCCCUGGACGCGUACGACGGCGCCACCGACCCGACAGACCACGUGGCCGCCUUUCGCGCCCAGAUGGCGUUAUUCGGAACUUCCGACGCCCUGAUGUGUAGGACAUUCCCCACGACUCUCCGGGGGCCGGCCCGCACAUGGUACAGCGGCCUGAAGCCAGGGACCGUCGCCUCCUUCGACCAGCUCGCCAAAGAUUUUCAGCUUAACUUCCUGGCGUACGCCCGACCCAAGCCAUCCAUGGCGUUGCUCCUUGGGCUCAAUCAGAAGGAGGACGAGCCCCUCUCCCAUUUCGUGAACCGAUUUACGACCCAAAUCCAUGGACUGUCGGACGCUCACCCCUCUUUCUUGAUGCAGGCAUUUAUGACAGGCCUCCGACCCUCCAGAUUCUUCUGGUCGCUCGUGGAGCGACCCCCCGUCGCGGUUCCCGAGAUGCUCCAGCGUGCUAGUCAGUUCAUCGCAGCGGAGACUUGGAUGGCCGGAAGGCGAGAGGAACACAAAAAGGUUAAGUCAGAGCCACCCCAACAGCAACCGCCCGCCGCCUCUCGACGAAAGUUGGACAGACCUGACCCAAGGCCCCCUCUUCCCGCCUUGAAUUCUUCCCGGACUGAAAUAUUCCUACACGAGAAGGGGAAAGGACUGCUCAAAGACCCUCACCCGAUGAGGAACCCGCGGGAGCUCGCGGACCGAUCAAGAUAUUGCCAAUUCCAUCGGCAGCACGGGCACGACACCGAGCAAUGCUACGAAUUGAAGAAACAAAUCGAGGAGCUCAUCCUCAGGGGACACCUCGGCCAGUACCUCCGGCCGAAUAAAGAACGGUCUCCUCGCCCGGAGGGCCCCGUCGAGCGGCACAUCGAUGUGAUAGCCGGGGGUCCUGCAUCAGGAGGAGGCUCUACGUCAGGCAGGAAAGCGUAUGCUCGAGCCGCCCCCGAAGCUUCAGGGCACGAGCUGGAGCCCGAGAUUACCUUUCCAACCGGAGCUGUCGAGCAACCCGACCACGACGACGCCCUAGUAAUAUCCGCCAGGGUAGCCAACGCACAUAUGAGGAGGAUCAUGGUCGACACAGGGAGCUCGGCCGACAUACUCUACCUCGACGCCUUUCAGAAGCUAGGCUUGGCCAGGAGAAACCUAAGCCCGAUGUGCUCAGUGCUCACCGGUUUUACGGGAGAUUCAAUAUCGCCCUUAGGGUCCAUUUCCUUGCCCUUGACUCUGGGGACCCCGUCGAGGUCGAAGACGGUGAUGACCACUUUCCUGGUAGUCGACCUCCCUACCGCUUACAAUGCCAUACUCGGUCGGCCAACCCUCAACAAAGUCAGAGCGGUCGUCUUGACCUACUACUAG
Molecule: messenger RNA, 1932 nt
Organism: Musa acuminata AAA Group (dessert banana)
Lineage: Eukaryota; Viridiplantae; Streptophyta; Magnoliopsida; Zingiberales; Musaceae
Exons: 1
Coding region: 1-1932 (643 amino acids)
Source: RefSeq, a predicted model, not a curated record